This is a messenger RNA of Hippoglossus stenolepis (Pacific halibut), 3563 nucleotides long. RefSeq names its product syntaxin 2b (gene stx2b). Gene Ontology annotation, molecular function: SNARE binding; SNAP receptor activity. The transcript is spliced from 11 exons. The record is from RefSeq and is a predicted model, not a curated record. Bases 303 to 1184 code for a protein of 293 amino acids. Gene Ontology annotation, biological process: intracellular protein transport; exocytosis; synaptic vesicle fusion to presynaptic active zone membrane. NCBI's taxonomy places the organism in Eukaryota, Metazoa, Chordata, Actinopteri, Pleuronectiformes, Pleuronectidae. Gene Ontology annotation, cellular component: plasma membrane; presynaptic active zone membrane; synaptic vesicle.
UUACCCAGGGAAAGAGGUGUUGUGGAUCUGUUACGGAUCAUUUGCGCUCCUGCGGUGACGUGACUCGACCACGAGCAUUGACUUUGGAUUUUUUUAUCUUCGUAGAGCUUUUAUUUUGUAGAGCUAUAUUUUACCAUCAGGUUUGAUAGGAUUCCGACUUUUAGAGCUGGUGCGCACUCUUCUCCCAGUUGUAUCGGCUCGGUGACGCUGCUCAGCUCCGCUCACCUGAGGAGGCUCAGUGUCACACAUGGACAGCGACAGGAUGUUUCUCUAAUCAGGCUGUGGACGAGCUGAGCGCGGGGAUGAAGGAUCGACUGGCCGAGCUGUCUGCUAGCCGGACACCAGCAGACGAGGAUGUUGCAGUCACGGUGGACAGAGAUGGCUUCAUGGAGAGCUUCUUCAGGAGGGUUGAAGAAGUUCGAGGACUCAUUGAUAAGAUCGCCUACCAAGUGGAGGAGGUGAGGAAGAUGCACAGCAUGAUCCUGUCUGCACCCAACCCUGAUGACAGAACAAAGGAUCAACUGGAUGCUCUGACCAAUGAUAUCAAAGGGAACGCCAACGUGGUGCGAACAAAAUUAAAAUCCAUGGAGCAGAGUAUGCCCAAAGAUGAUGCAGUCAACAGAUCCUCUGUUGACUUCAGGAUCCAGAAAACACAGCACACAGUGCUGUCAAGGAAGUUUGUGGAGGUCAUGACCCAGUACAAUGAGACGCAAGUUUUCUUUCGGGAAAGAAGCAAAGGAAGGAUCCAGAGACAGCUGGAGAUAACUGGAAGAUUGACCACUAUUGAGGAGCUGGAGAACAUGUUAGAAAGUGGAAAUCCAUCCAUCUUUACAUCUGAUAUCAUUUCUGAUUCCCAGAUCACACGUCAGGCCGUAAACGAGAUAGAGUCACGACACCAAGACAUCAUUCGUCUGGAGUCGAGCAUCAGAGAGCUCCAUGCCAUGUUCAUGGACAUGGCAAUGCUGGUAGAAACUCAGGGGGAAAUGGUUGACAACAUUGAGAAGAACGUCUCCAACGCAGCCGAAUACAUUCUCCGUGCAAAGGAAGAGACCAAAAAGGCAGUGAGAUACCAGAAAAAAUCCCGCAGGAAAUGCAUCAUCCUUGCCUUUGCUCUGUUGAUCCUGCUAGCUGUCAUUGCACUAAUUGUUGGCCUGUCUGUUGGACUAACCAAACCUCCUGUAUGAGUCCUCUGUGAGUACUGUGUGAGAAACGUCUCUGCCUUGCCACGUGUGGGGCUGCAGGUCUCCUCUUUUUACUCAUCAUAAUAGUCGGAGUGUUUGAGUGAUGGAUGUCAUGGUUUGCAGACUGUUAGCACUGUGGGCUGCUCCUGUAGUGAAGAGGCAGGAGACAGCUUAAUAAAAACACAGUCAUUCACUAUCCAACAGCAUAACAGAGAUGAUCUGGUAACAUCAGACCUCAUGAUACACUGUUCUGGAGCAGUUCUAUACAGGUAGAACAAACGUUCUGCACAUAUCCCUUUGCCUUAGCUUUGAUAUAAUGAACACUGACAGCACAUCACAUUCAUACACUGGUGUACAUUCUCUGUUGCUGCCAAUAUUCAUAUUGUGUAUCACCUUCAGACAUUUCUGUAUCUCAAGGAAUGGUUUUACAUGUUGGAGGAAUACUUUUAUUCACCUCCUUGCAGAGAGAGGUAGAUGAGACUAGUGGUUUCAUGUCUACAUGAAGCUACACCACCAGAAGCCUCAUACCUUAGCUUCUCAGACUGGAACAGAAAGCAGCUAGCCUUACUCUGUCCAAAGUGGAGCCCGGCCAAUAUAUAGGUAAGCUAACAAAAAUCUGUAGAUAUGAGCCUUUCACAGACAAAUUGAUAUAAACGUUUAUAUUUGCUGAUAUGAAAAGAAGAUUUUUUACAUUAUAAACAACAAUGCUGAAAAGAUGUGCACUUAUGUUUAGAUUUUCUGUAAAAGAAAAAAAUCUCUAUUAAUAAUAAUAAUCAGCUGGGUUUUUGAUUUCAAUUUGUGGUUAUUUAUGAUAAAGUUUAGGGUUAAACCAUAAAAUAUCAUGGCUCAUUUACAUUUAUUUGUCAUAAGGGUUUGAUCCAUCCACAAAAAUCCAUAUUGGCCAGGUCUAGUCCAAAGGUUACAGAACCCCUGACACAUGAAGGUUUUAUGGGGGAUUAUUAUGUGCCACACUAUUUCUUGUGUAUUUCAGAUGCAGUGACUUCCUGGACUCUUGUUCACAUUGUGAGGUUUGCUGGUUGGCAAGGAAACACGUAGCAGCUCCAGGAAGUCACUGGUGCCGGUACCAAGAUAUAUCACGUCAGAGGUGCCUUUUAGGUCAUUUUGUUUCCUGUGGGCAGAGCCAGGCUGUUUCAUUAAUGCUAAGCUAUCGGCUGCAGCUUCAUAUUUAGCAUUGUAUAGACAUUGGAGUGGUAUCGGUCUCCUCAUCUUAUUUUUGAAAAGAAAUGUGUGCCUUACAAAAUGCCUUAACUAUAGCUUAGAGUAUCUAUUGUAUAAUCCUUAUGUUCUCCUGUUCUAUUGUAUAUUUACUGUAAUCUAUGGGAACUAAAUGAAAAGCUACUACAACAAGGAAUCUCGCUAGGAUUAAUCAAAUGGAAGUCAUCAAUUGAUUUAAUAGCUCUUACAAAGUGCCUCCUUGACAUUUAAUAUAGAACUUUAACUUAUUGAAUUGUAUUUAUCAUGAUCAAUGUGUGUGAUGACUGAAAUACUAGUUGCGAAAAAUUCAUGCUGUAAAAUAGGACUCUUGAAUGAUAUUUCAAGAGCACGCAUUUUCAUUUUGAUACAUUUGAUUAUUUUCUCGUGUUUUUAGCUUAUAUCUUGUAUUUUAUACAUAAGAAUUCAGUCAGGUGAAUAAAAGUAAUAGUAAAAAGGGCCCUGCAGAUUGUGUGCUUAUUUGUUUCCUAUCAUACUGCCAUACCAAGGGUGAUAAAAGUGAACAAUCCAGAUAAAUUAAUUUGCAAACACCUCUGAAAUAAGGUCAUUCUCUCUGUUCUUUAACAAUCCAAACAUUUGGAGAUUAUGGUUAUUUAGAGGGAAGCAGAAAGAAACUGAGGGUGCUGUUUACUUCAGGACUAAUUAGCACUUUGCACAAAGCGCUUGACUUCCGUGUAAUCAACCAAACAAGAUUAGUGAAGAAAGUGGAGGCAGGUCCCUGGAGGGCAGGUUCUUUCCUCUCUAUGAAUCAGAUCAAAAGAAAACUUCAGAGGUGCACUUAGACAGAAAUGCCAGUGAAUGUCCUCAAAAUCUGUACGACGAUGUUUCCAGGUCACUGAUCCAGACAUCCACGAUGUCAUGUCAAGUAACUUUAUGAACUGUGAUUAAACUUGGACACAGCGGUGUAUUUGAAUGAGUCAUUUUUAUGGCCAUGUUGAAGUUAAACAAGAACAAAUGUGUGAAAAGGUUGUGCAUUCUUAUUUAUAAUUUUUGUGUUGUGAAUAAUAUAGAAUGCAUUCUGCUCAACAUGUUCCGUGUUGUCUGUGAUGCUAAGAGUGACAGUAAGCAGACUAUUUAAAUUUGAGAAUGAAGAAAAUGAACACUUUCUUCAUUAAGCAGAUAAUAGAAAUAAAAGAGAUAUUGAAACUC